Messenger RNA from Mercurialis annua (annual mercury), 410 nucleotides. Its product is annotated as defensin-like protein 81. The record is from RefSeq and is a predicted model, not a curated record. The coding region runs from base 115 to 360 and encodes 81 amino acids. NCBI's taxonomy places the organism in Eukaryota, Viridiplantae, Streptophyta, Magnoliopsida, Malpighiales, Euphorbiaceae. The transcript has 2 exons.
CAAAUUUGUAAAAAGUUAAAUCCUAUUUAAACAGACAAUUAUCUGCUCAAAGUUUAUAUUGAGAAAAUAUUUUGUUUCAUUGUUCAUCAACAAAGAAGAAAAUUAUUUAGACAAAUGACAAUUCGCCAAGUUCUAUCCUUCAUCCAACGCCCCUACAUGGCUUUUGUUCUUUUAUGCUUUGUUUUGUUGUUAAUUUCAGAGGCAGGACCAGCAGCUGCAUUAGGUCCAAAUCCGUCAUGCAUAGGAGCUUGUUCAGCUGUCCCAAAUUGCAACGAAAGUUGCCUUUCCAAAGGAUUUGGGAAGGGAGGAAAUUGUAUGGGUUUCGGUGGUUCACCAUUAUCUUGUUGUUGUUUCAAGUGAACUUUACCUCACCUUCCCUAAAAUAAUGUAUCGUUACUCAUCUUAAUAAA